Molecule: messenger RNA, 1533 nt
Organism: Carassius auratus (goldfish)
Lineage: Eukaryota; Metazoa; Chordata; Actinopteri; Cypriniformes; Cyprinidae
Product: zinc-alpha-2-glycoprotein-like
Exons: 8
Coding region: 88-1518 (476 amino acids)
Biological process (GO): immune response
Cellular component (GO): external side of plasma membrane
Source: RefSeq, a predicted model, not a curated record
UGCUGCCUUCAGUUUCUGCAUUCAGACGUGAAGAAACGAUGUAAACACCAGAAAAAUUACCAUAAAUUCACACAUGGCUUUUAAACAAUGUGGACAUGUGUCGCCAAACUCUUUGCUCUACUUUGUGUUUUUCGUCUUUAUAGGACUCUGCCUUCAAUUCAAGCAGAGAAACACUCGCUGUAUUACAUUUACACAGGUUUGUCCAAACCUGUCGAUCUGCCGGGCAUCUAUGAAUUCACUGCUAUGGGUCUCCUAGAUGACAGACAGAUCGACUAUUACAAUAGUGAAGAACAGAGAAAUAUUCCCAAACAGACCUGGAUGAAGGAGAAAAUGCCGGAGGAUUACUGGGAAGAAGACAAAGAGUUUACAAAGAGCAAAGAACAGUGGAUUAGGUUGAAUAUCUUCUCUCUGAUGAAAUGCAUGAAACAAAAUGAAUCAGAUCUUCAUGUUCUUCAGUGGAGACACGGUUGUGAAGUUGAGCAGGGAUAUGAACCAAAACGCAUUAAUGAGUACUGCUAUGAUGGAGAGGACUUUCUGUCUUAUGAUUAUCAGGAGUCUCAAUGGGUCGCCCCAGUUGACACUAAUUUAAUAUCCAAGUGGAAAUGGGAAAAUGUGCCGAUCUUAAAACAACACACAGCAGACUACCUGAAAAUGGAGUGUGAGGUCUGGCUCAAGAGAUUCAGAGAAUAUGCAGAUGAGGAGCUCAGAAAAGCUUCUCUUCCAGAUGUUCACAUGUUUGCAAGGAAAUCCAGGAAUGAAACCCAGCUGAAACUCAUCUGUAUGGCCUCCAGCUUCUACGCCAAAGACAUGAUGAUGACCAUUAGGAAAUAUCGCACACCUCUGCCUGAGAUAACAUCCACUGAAAUCAGACCGAACCCUGAUGGGACCUUCCAGAUACAGAAGAGUGUGGAGAUUAGUGAGGAUGAAGAAGCAGAAUAUGACUGUUUUGUGACCCACAAGAGUAUGGAAGAACCAAUUAUCAAAAAAUGGGAUGGAAAAUGCCUGGACUGCCCAACAGACACUUUCAUAGUUAUUAUUGGAGCAACGAUCGGAGGUUUCCUUCUGCUGGCAAUUGUUUUAGUGUUUUACAUCAAACACAAGAAAUGCCUUAAUGGGUCCACGGAUACAAUCUACACCAGGGCCCCGCAAACCCCAGGUACGACCCUGACCCUCAACGAGCAGACCCCAGGUACGACCCUGACCCUCAACCAGCAGACCCCAGGUACGACCCUGACCCUCAACCAGCAGACCCCAGGUACGACCCUGACCCUCAACCAGCAGACCCCAGAUCAAGACACUGGUAGUGAAACCCCAGACAGCAGUGACACAAACUCAGUGGAGCUUAUUUCCCCUCAGGGUGAGGCCUCCAGUGAUGACAAAUCAAUAGUUUUUCCUAUUCAGGGCCGCUGCUGGCCAAAUGGGUGCCCUAAGCAGGAUUGUAUUGUUUUGCCCACAUUCCACAAACAUUAUGAUGGAAUGAAAACAUCUAAUAUAGUGGUGAAAAUAGAAACUGUUUAAUAAAUUAUAUUAUUU